This is a messenger RNA of Penicillium brevicompactum, 372 nucleotides long. RefSeq lists its product as uncharacterized. Bases 1 to 372 code for a protein of 123 amino acids. NCBI's taxonomy places the organism in Eukaryota, Fungi, Ascomycota, Eurotiomycetes, Eurotiales, Aspergillaceae. The record is from RefSeq and is a predicted model, not a curated record. The transcript has a single exon.
AUGGACACUCAACGCAUCGCAAAAGAGCGCGAAAGCAUUGCCUACACGGCCCUUCCACUGAAUGACCCUACUCCCUUCGACUCUAUCUGCGCUAUUCCCUAUUCCGAUACUCCACUCAAAGCCGCGUCAAGUCCCGUCCCGCCCUCGUACAACGACGUCAGCGGCCCGGUUAUCAUAGACAAGGACGGGAAGCCACAAUUCCUCACACCGGAGCAAGAGGUCGAGCGCCAGCAUCGAUUGGAGACUGCGGUGCGCGAGAAGAUGCUGGGGUUACCACGCACAACGACUUUUGAAUGGCACCAGGGACCUUCAUCUUCGGUUUCUGAAGAAUUACAAUUACCACCCUACACGCCCAAAGAGGAAAAGGAAUGA